GGAAGGAGAGCUCUCAUGGCUGCAAUCACUUAGGGAGCUCCUACCUGGGUGACACUGGGGGUAGGACAUUUUCUGUUUGUUUUGUUCUGUUUCCGAGGGUCCCGUGCAACUUCUCUUGCCCGGAUCAGCGUGACUCUUGGUGGUUUUUGCACACCCUGCUCUGUAGGGGAGUGCCCUAACGUGCUUGUCUUAUGUGGCCUCUAUGGACACACUGCUCAGCUGGCAGAGAGCAGGGAAGUUUUCUCCCAGCACCCAAAAAGAGAAAGAGGAAACUACUUUUUCCUUCUGGGCUCCUUGCAGCACAAUAGAUCAGGAUAAGCUUCCACAUUCCCUCCCUGGAUUUUCUGGAGUGGUUUCCAGGAAGAAGUUAAACCUUCACCUUUAAAUGGAUGACCAUGUCACAAUCAGGAAGAAACAUCUCCAAAGACCCAUCUUUAGACUAAGAUGCUUAGUGAAGCAGCUGGAAAAAGGAGACGUUAACAUCGUAGACUUAAAGAAGAAUAUUGAAUAUGCAGCAUCUGUGCUGGAAGCAGUUUAUAUCGAUGAAACAAGAAGACUGCUGGAUACUGAAGAUGAGCUCAGUGACAUUCAGUGUGAUUCAGUCCCAUCAGAAGUUCGGGACUGGUUGGCUUCUACCUUUACCAGGAAAAUGGGGAUGACAAAAAAGAAACCUGAGGAAAAACCAAAAUUUCGGAGCAUCGUACAUGCUGUUCAAGCUGGAAUUUUUGUGGAAAGGAUGUACAGAAAAAGCUAUCACAUGGUUGGUUUGGCAUAUCCAGCAGCUGUCAUAGUAACAUUAAAGGAUGUUGAUAAAUGGUCUUUUGAUGUAUUUGCUCUAAAUGAAGCCAGUGGCGAACACAGUCUGAAAUUUAUGAUUUAUGAACUGUUUACCAGAUACGAUCUUAUCAACCGUUUCAAGAUUCCUGUUUCUUGCCUAAUUUCCUUUGCAGAAGCUUUGGAAGUUGGUUACAGCAAGUACAAAAAUCCAUAUCACAACUUGAUUCACGCAGCUGAUGUCACUCAAACUGUGCAUUACAUAAUGCUUCAUACAGGUAUCAUGCACUGGCUCACUGAACUGGAAAUUUUAGCAAUGGUCUUCGCUGCUGCCAUUCAUGAUUACGAGCACACAGGGACUACAAACAACUUUCAUAUUCAGACAAGGUCAGAUGUUGCCAUUUUGUAUAAUGAUCGCUCUGUCCUGGAGAAUCACCAUGUGAGUGCAGCUUAUCGACUUAUGCAAGAAGAAGAAAUGAAUAUAUUGAUAAAUUUAUCCAAAGAUGACUGGAGGGAUCUUCGGAACCUAGUGAUUGAAAUGGUUUUAUCUACAGACAUGUCAGGUCACUUCCAGCAAAUUAAAAAUAUAAGAAACAGUUUGCAGCAACCUGAAGGGAUUGACAGAGCCAAAACCAUGUCCCUGAUUCUCCACGCAGCAGACAUCAGCCACCCAGCCAAAUCCUGGAAGCUGCACUACCGGUGGACCAUGGCUCUGAUGGAGGAGUUUUUCCUGCAGGGAGAUAAAGAAGCUGAAUUAGGGCUUCCAUUUUCCCCGCUUUGUGAUCGGAAGUCAACCAUGGUGGCCCAGUCACAAAUAGGUUUCAUUGAUUUCAUAGUAGAGCCUACAUUUUCUCUUCUGACAGACUCGACAGAGAAAAUUGUUAUUCCUCUUAUAGAGGAAGCUUCAAAAACCGAAACUUCUUCCUAUGCAGCAAGCAGCUCAACCACCAUCGUGGGGUUACACGUUGCUGAGUCACUGAGACGAUCAAAUACGAAAGGCUGCGUGAGUGACGGGUCCUAUUCCCCAGACUACUCCCUUGCAGCAGUGGACUUGAAGAGCUUCAAAAACAACCUGGUGGACAUCAUCCAGCAGAACAAAGAGAGGUGGAAGGAGUUAGCUGCCCAAGGUGAACCUGAUCUUCAUAAGAACUCAGAAGACUUAAUAAAUGCUGAAGAAAAACAUGCUGAUACACAUCUAUAGGUUUGAAACAUCUUAAUGGCUUCUGUCCUUUUAAACAUAAGAGGAUAAUGAAAACAGCACUAAAACAUCUUAAAUCCUCAACUUUCUACAAAACUAUAUUCUCCUCUUACAACAUACAAUUAGAUCAGGCCAUUUUAUGGACUCCAAAUAAGGAAUUAAGAACACAAAUUUUGAGCUGGUAACUCUGGCCUAAUAAAUACACUCAAGUUGCUAUCAGAGUUUUUGGCCAGUGAUUCUGCCAUUGUUUUUCCUCCACAAUUUGGCCUUCUUCAAUCAAGCCAGAGAAAUUUUUAAGACACAAGUGGGACAGUUUUAAAUUUACAUCACUUUGAACCCAGUCAUUGUAACUGUGCAAUACAUGUGCAGAAGAUGAAGUAUUUUAAAAUUUACUUUCUUGCACUGGCUUACACAGAGUGCUGUACCUACAGAAUUCUCAAGAUCUUAAGCAAAAGGAAAGCAAAAACACAAUUAUGGAAAAAAAUGUUUUUUGCAGCACUGGACACAGGAUAUUUUAGUUUGUCCUUAUUUUAAAUGCAUGGGAACAAAAUGAGUGGUGGCACUGCUCAGAGCUGUAGUUGAAGUCCUGUGGCAGCAAUGGAGCAUCGUAGCUCUGGCUCAGUGACCUGAUGAACAAACACCUCAUUGUAACUCUCUAGCUGGGGAAAGCCAGUGAAGCUUUUCCCUGAAACCAGUGGACUAGCCUGCAUCCAUCCCCGUGGUUUCAAAGCACUAAUGCAUCACCUACAUGGGUGUGGUCACAAUGCAAGUCAUACAUUCCCUGCUGUCAGUGAUAACAAGAACCAUCAGCCAUUGUUGGAGACAAACAAUAGGAAGGAGAAUGGAAUUUGCCUUCUGGAGUGUUGAUACCAUCAGGAUGUAACAAAACAUAUUACAGGCCAAGGAAUAAGAGACAAGAAGUGUGUGUGUAUGUCUGCAUAUUUGUGUGUGUUCAAAAAAUGUCUAUGAAAAUGGAAGCCCGCACUUUUCGGUACCAAUAACCUUAUUUGACGUGAUUAAUUUUACUACACAGAAACAAACUGCAACCCUUGGAGGCCCUGCUUCCUCGUCGUGUUUGCCUGAGCAUGUGCAAAGCUUUUUUCUUUGCUUCAAACUGAAGAACUACCUUUAUUUGUUAUUAGCUGACAAGAAAGGUCAAACACAGGUGUUCUAACUUUUCACUGUACAAGUACUUCAAUGAUUGUGAGCUUAAGUGAAUUUGUCUUUGUGAAAGAGAGAAAUUGGAUGGAAAGAAUAAAAAAAUAGCCAUCAAUUAAAUGAGGCAAAGGAGGGUCCAUCCAUCCUAAUGAGUUUUCUGUUGCACCUGCUUUCUUCCUAAUUUCCACAAUGCUAAGCAAUAUUGUAGAAAUAAAUACAAUCAGAAGCUUGUAAGCCUAAGUGGUGAGAUUUUAUAACUCACAACUUAGACAUCUUUUAAUAU
Cynocephalus volans (Philippine flying lemur) is the source of this 3413-nucleotide messenger RNA. RefSeq names its product phosphodiesterase 1A (gene PDE1A). Gene Ontology annotation, molecular function: calmodulin-activated 3',5'-cyclic-GMP phosphodiesterase activity. Gene Ontology annotation, cellular component: neuronal cell body. The transcript is spliced from 15 exons. NCBI's taxonomy places the organism in Eukaryota, Metazoa, Chordata, Mammalia, Dermoptera, Cynocephalidae. Gene Ontology annotation, biological process: signal transduction. The record is from RefSeq and is a predicted model, not a curated record. Bases 386 to 1975 code for a protein of 529 amino acids.